This is a messenger RNA of Neopsephotus bourkii (Bourke's parrot), 3209 nucleotides long. It is a transcript of the gene HMGCR, whose product is annotated as 3-hydroxy-3-methylglutaryl-CoA reductase. The coding region runs from base 34 to 2844 and encodes 936 amino acids. The record is from RefSeq and is a predicted model, not a curated record. Lineage: Eukaryota; Metazoa; Chordata; Aves; Psittaciformes; Psittacidae. Gene Ontology annotation, cellular component: peroxisomal membrane; endoplasmic reticulum membrane. The transcript has 20 exons. Gene Ontology annotation, biological process: isoprenoid biosynthetic process; coenzyme A metabolic process; sterol biosynthetic process. Gene Ontology annotation, molecular function: NADP binding; hydroxymethylglutaryl-CoA reductase (NADPH) activity; protein binding.
CCGGGCGCACGCCAUUGGCUGCGCGAUCGGGCGAUGGCGGCGGCUGGCGUACCGCGCCCCGGGUGUCCUUGCUCGGGGAGGAGCAGCAGGCUCAGUCCGCGGCGUGAGGGAAGCUCGGGCAGUGUUUCUGGGUGCGGUGGUGUGGCGCCGGCGCCGGGGCGGUUUGCUAAGGGUAGAAGGAGCCUCUUCAAAAUGUUGUCCAGACUCUUUCGCAUGCACGGGCUUUUUGUGGCCUCCCAUCCAUGGGAAGUCAUUGUGGGGACUGUGACUCUCACCAUCUGUAUGAUGUCCAUGAAGAUGUUCACGGGGAAUGAUAAGAUCUGCGGCUGGAAUUAUGAGUGCCCCAAACUUGAAGAAGAUGUUCUGAGCAGUGACAUCAUCAUCCUGACAAUCACGCGCUGUAUAGCAAUCCUUUACAUAUAUUUCCAGUUCCAGAACCUAAGGCAGCUUGGAUCAAAAUAUAUUUUGGGUAUUGCUGGCCUCUUUACAAUAUUCUCAAGUUUUGUUUUUAGUACAGUGGUAAUUCACUUCUUGGAUAAAGAGCUGACAGGUCUGAAUGAAGCUUUACCCUUCUUCCUGCUUCUGAUUGAUCUGUCAAGAGCAAGUGCAUUAGCUAAAUUUGCACUCAGUUCCAACUCACAGGACGAAGUUAGAGAAAAUAUUUCACGUGGAAUGGCAAUUUUAGGCCCUACAUUUACACUGGAUGCACUUGUGGAGUGUCUUGUGAUCGGUGUUGGUACUAUGUCAGGUGUACGACAACUUGAAAUUAUGUGCUGCUUUGGCUGUAUGUCUGUCCUUGCCAACUACUUUGUCUUCAUGACCUUCUUUCCAGCUUGCGUGUCCUUGGUAUUGGAGCUUUCGAGAGAGAGUCGUGAAGGGCGUCCUAUAUGGCAGCUUAGCCAUUUUGCUCGUGUUCUGGAAGAAGAAGAAAAUAAACCAAAUCCUGUAACACAGAGGGUCAAAAUGAUUAUGUCGCUGGGUUUGGUUCUUGUUCAUGCGCACAGUCGCUGGAUAGCAGAACCAGCUGCUCAAAACAGUACUGUAGAAGAUUCAGUGGAAUUGGAUGAGAAUGCACCAAAGAGAAUUGAACCUAAUGUUUCAUUAUGGCAGUUCUACCUUUCUCGAAUGGCCAGUAUGAAUAUUGAACAAGUAAUCACGCUUGGAUUAGCCCUGCUCCUUGCUGUCAAAUACAUCUUCUUUGAGCAAGCAGAGACUGAAUCCACACUCUCGCUGAAGAAUCCCAUAACAUCUCCAGUUAUGGUCCAGAAAAAGGUCCCAGAGAAUUGUUGCAGGAAGCAACAAUCUGGACUUCUGAAAAACAAUCAGAAAUCUAACACAUUAGAAGAAGCUUUAGUUCCCAAAAAAGGAAACGCUGAAGUCAUAAAACCUGUAUUAGCAGAGUCAUCAAACAAGGCUACAUUUGUAGUUGGCAGUUGCAAUCCUGUGGAAACAUCUUCAUGUCUUCAUGGAAAAGAGGAAGAAAUAGAGUUACCAAAAGAACCCCGUUCUAUUGAGGAAUGUGUUAGUAUACUUGGAAAUGCAGAGAAAGGAGCAAAAUUCCUUACUGAUGCUGAGGUCAUCAGUUUAGUUAAUGCUAAGCAUAUUCCUGCAUACAAACUGGAAACCCUGAUGGAAACUCAGGAGCGAGGUGUGUCCAUUCGUAGACAGAUGUUAUCUAAGAAACUCCCCGAACCUUCAUCUUUGCAGUAUCUUCCGUAUAGGAAUUAUAAUUAUUCUUUGGUAAUGGGAGCUUGCUGUGAAAAUGUGAUUGGAUAUAUGCCUAUUCCUGUAGGCGUAGCAGGACCACUGUUUCUGGAUAACAAAGAGUUUCAGGUGCCAAUGGCAACAACAGAAGGUUGUCUUGUAGCAAGCACUAACAGAGGGUGCAGAGCAAUAUGUCUUGGUGGAGGAGCACGUAGCCGCAUUCUGGCAGAUGGGAUGACUCGAGGACCUGUUGUAAGGCUGCCCAGUGCUUGCCAGGCUGCAGAACUGAAAGUCUGGCUUGAAAGCCCUGAAGGCUUUAAAAUAAUGAAGGAAGCUUUUGACAGCACAAGUAGGUUUGCCCGCCUACAAAAACUUCUCAUCAGUUUGGCUGGUCGUAACCUUUAUAUCCGUUUUCAGUCUGGAACAGGGGAUGCAAUGGGAAUGAAUAUGAUUUCAAAAGGUACUGAAAAAGCACUUGUAAGGUUGAAUGAAGAGUUUCCUGAUCUCCAAGUUAUAGCUAUUAGUGGUAACUAUUGUACGGACAAAAAACCUGCUGCUAUAAACUGGAUAGAAGGAAGAGGGAAGUCUGUUGUCUGUGAAGCAGUCAUUCCAGCCAAGGUUGUUAGAGAAGUAUUGAAGACAACUACAGAUGAUAUAGUUGAAGUUAAUAUCAACAAGAAUUUGGUGGGUUCUGCAAUGGCUGGUAGCAUAGGUGGCUACAAUGCACAUGCAGCAAACAUUGUAACAGCUAUCUACAUUGCCUGUGGUCAGGACGCUGCACAGAAUGUGGGCAGCUCUAAUUGCAUCACUCUGAUGGAGAGAACUGGUUCCACCAACGAAGACCUGUACAUCAGCUGCACAAUGCCUUCUAUUGAAAUAGGAACUGUUGGCGGAGGCACCAACUUGCUCCCACAGCAAGCCUGUUUGCAGAUGUUAGGUGUUCAGGGUGCAAGCCAAGAUAACCCUGGUGAAAACGCUCGUCAGCUCGCUAAAAUUGUUUGUGCCACAGUGAUGGCAGGGGAGUUAUCACUGAUGGCAGCUCUUGCAGCUGGGCACCUUGUCAGGAGCCACAUGAUCCACAACAGGUCAAAAAUAAAUCUACAAGAUCUUCAAGGAGCCUGCAGUAAGAAGGCAGCCUGAAUACUAAAAAAGCUUUGAAAUGAAGAGUUGCCCUAGCAGCUGACCAGAUGUAUGGGGAUAAAAAACCAACCAAAAUCUGUGAAGUUUAAAAUGCAAAUCACCUUUAACAUAAUAAUGUCUGUGUAAGAUGAAGUGAGAGAUCAACGGACUUGGGUGACACUACUUACGCCUUUGACUUUCUUCAGUGGUUAGAGAAGACUUCAUAAAGGAAGUCCUGUCAGAUGUCUUGAUCAUGGCUUUGGAAUUCUUGAUCUUACACAUCAUUUUAUAAAGGGGCAGUCUUAUGUUUUUACUGGCUGAGGUUAUUUUAAUUUGUGAGUGCCUGGUGACUACUGAAAAGUGGUAUAAUGUACAUUGUACAUUAA